Messenger RNA from Anguilla rostrata (American eel), 2839 nucleotides. RefSeq lists its product as uncharacterized. The transcript is spliced from 15 exons. The coding region runs from base 5 to 2836 and encodes 943 amino acids. Lineage: Eukaryota; Metazoa; Chordata; Actinopteri; Anguilliformes; Anguillidae. The record is from RefSeq and is a predicted model, not a curated record.
GAGGAUGCAGGGGAAAGCAGGCUGCUGUCGGGCGACUCUUCUCCUCUGGCUGUACCCAGGGGUCCUGUACCUGACCAACGCAGAGUCCAGCACAUCCAGAGCGCCUGACAGUGUGGACCCACCCCUCUGCAAGCCAGGACAUUACUGUCCGGGAGGGGGCAGGGGUCCAGUGCCCUGUCCCAGGGGAACCUUUGGAGCUGGCGCCACGUCCACAUCGGCGGAGAGCUGCACCAGAUGCCCGCCUCACCAUUUCGGGCCACGGCCUGGCCUGGCUGCUUGCCUGCCGUGCGGACCCUGGGCGCAGCAACCUCUACCUGGGCAGGACAGGUGUGUGUGCCUGGGGGAGGGCCAGAGCUUCCAGGUGAGCGACGGGCAGUGCCCCUGCAUGCUGGGGUACCGGGCCGCGGGCGAGGAGGGCGCGUGUAUGCGCAGGGUGUACGAGAUCUGCAGGGACGGCCAAGCGCGCACACAGCACGGAGCCUGUCUGUCACCAGAGCAGUGGAGCCAGCACUGCAGCACGCAGGUGUGCUCGCCCCCCGGGGACCACGCGGGCUACGACGGGGCCCUGGGGCUGUGCCUGUGCGGCGCUCCGGGGGGCGGCGGCGAGUGCGCGGGCUGGUGCAGGAGCAGCUCCGCGCAGCCGCUGCAGCUGGUGUGCGACCGCCAACUCAGGCUCGUCCACCGCGACUCGGGCAGUCAGGUAAGCGUGUCGGGGGCCGCUCUGGGGACCGCCCUCAAUCGCUGGGACCCCCAGGGAGUUCUGCAGUGCCACGGUCACCUCAACUUCUCCCGCUCGGUGUACGUGGUCCACACCGAUGAACGUGGCUUCUUUGGGAUGUUGAGUCUGGUUUCUGCCGAUGUACAGAAGCUUUUACUGGAGGACAGCCAAGCCACACACACCCCUGAAAGACUGUCAGGGGCACAUGGAAACUCCACUGAACUUGGUGAUGAGGUCACAGAAGAGGACGAACCCCAUUGGUCCAGGAGACGGGGAAGCGAGGACAGGACCUCCACCCCGGCUGGCAUCCUGAACCCUACCACCUGUGUACAGAAUGGGGACAUAGUGUUGUUCAGAGUGUCCCGGGAGCAUUAUCCUCAGUAUGACAUAGAGAACCUAUACAACACCAACGCCGGCUACGACUGGGGGUCUUUCCGUCACCUGGCAGAGGAGAUGACCCAGGCCAGGACGCCCCCCGCCCUCUUCCCAGUCAUCUUCACUGAACCUGGAGUCUACACCCUCAGACUGAGCAGCAACCAGUACAAGCACAUGUAUGUGAAGGUGAUGCCGACGGGGGGGCAGUGUUAUGAAGCCGGGCCGUUCUUCCCCACUGACCCUCAUCACCUGACCAGACUCGGUGUCGUCAAGAGACGGCACCUCCUGCUGCAGCCUGAUUGGCUGGUGAUCGGGGGGCUGCUGGUGGGGGCAGUGGUCAUCCUCAGUAUGUGUAUCGCCUUUCUGAUCCUGUUUCGGGAGUACGGCUGGCCAGAGAAGGUGCCGGUCAGGCCCAGGUAUCGCGCACUGCAGCUCACAUACAGCCUGGAUGACUACUCCUCCAAGGGCUCCCAGGUCAUGGCUGUCAAGAAGCACCAUAGAAGCCUGCAGGCUGGGGGAACAGAGGGAAUAACCCAGCCAGCUGUAACACCAGAUGAGUUCUGGGACUACGAGCAGCAGGUGGACCUGGAGGCCUUCAGCACCAACACCUUCUAUGACAUCCUGCUGAAACACAGCGUGUCUGUCACCAGCCAGCUGAGCCAGCUCAGAGGAGAGGUGAAGGAGCUGUACCAGCGGGUGCUGGGGAAGGUCGGAGGACUGCGCCUCGGCCAGUGGGCCGCGGGCGGGGUCAAGAGCGAGGGGUACGAGGAGCUGCGCAGGGAGGUGGAGAAGGAGCAGGCUCGGCGGAGGGCUCUGGCUGCGCAGCUGGGGCAGCUGCUGGACAGCCAGCUGCAGAUGCUGCGGGCGGAGCUCCGGUCUCAGAAGGAGGUGCACAGGGGCUACGGAGCGCGCCUGAGGGAGGCCCUGCGCCUCCUGGAGCAGAUCUCGGGAGGAGCCUCGUCUCUACAAGGCCAGCUCUGGGACGGGCACCACCGGCAUGUGCUUCAGAGGGUGUCCGUCUUGGCAGACGAGAUGACGGACCUCGUGUCCAGGGAGUGCCAGAGACAGGGGGCAUGGGCCGUGCUCGGAGAGGGCACGGGUGCCAAGCUGCUGUGCCCGAAAAGAGGGGUGGUUCUGAGCAGAACAGAGAUCUUUGCAGCCCCGGACAGGACGGUCCGUGCUGGCGACGCCGUCCGUGUGGACCCCUGCACCGGCCUGCUCCUGCCCAGUCCGGGCGCCCGCAUGCGCCUGGCGAGCGGGCACAGCAUGCCCGUGCCGCCGGACUUCUUCCUCCACCCCCAGACGGGCAGGCUGCUGCCGGUGGCGGGGAACGUGGGCUACGACCCCGCCAGCUCCACCCUGGUCCUCACGGCGGAUUGUGGCGGAGGGGAGGCGGGUAAAUGGGACUCCCCCCUCCUGCCCUUCGUCCCGUACCCCUCGCCCCACCGCACGGGCCCUCCCGCGACCCCGCGGCUCCGGGGCCUACGGCAGGGCCAGAGGAUGGCGCUGGGGGGGCCCAUGUGCGACCCCGACACGGGCGUGGCGGUGCCCAUCCUGGCCGUGACGAUCCAGCCGCAGACCGGGCUGGUUUACCCGCUGGGGGGCUUGUACCAGUGCCCCUUCACCCGCCUGCCCCAGCCCAUCCAGAUCGGCUCGCCUUUCCUGGACCCCCACACCGGCAACCUGGUGCUCACCACGGGGGUCGGCCUCGACCCCAGCACGGGUAGGUGGAGCUCACGCUAGCAA